Messenger RNA from Desarmillaria tabescens, 885 nucleotides. RefSeq names its product Emopamil-binding protein. The transcript has 6 exons. Gene Ontology annotation, molecular function: cholestenol delta-isomerase activity. Gene Ontology annotation, cellular component: endoplasmic reticulum; membrane. Lineage: Eukaryota; Fungi; Basidiomycota; Agaricomycetes; Agaricales; Physalacriaceae. The record is from RefSeq and is a predicted model, not a curated record. The coding region runs from base 156 to 779 and encodes 207 amino acids. Gene Ontology annotation, biological process: sterol metabolic process.
CCAGUUGUCAUUACGGUAUCUAUCCAUCUCCACAGAAUUAUCUGUACAGAACACUAACUCCAUUUGGGACUCCGAAAAAUCGUGACACUUUUCCCCGCAUCACGACCGCAGAAACAACUCCGUCUCGCACCACUGAGUAAAAAAGUAAGUACACGAUGUCCGCAAGCGACUUGUUCACUACAACGUCCUUGUUUUCCCUUGCCGGAGUGGCAGGAAUCGCGUUGACCGCUUACACGGGUGCCAAGACCCUCUUACCGCAGAAUGCGACCUUCAAGGACCGAUUCACCUUCGUGUGGCUGGCCUUUGACGCAUUGAUCCAUUUCCUAUACGAAGGGUCGUUCCUGUACUACUCUACCUUCGGGCGCCAGGUUAACCUGAGCGAAGGCCCCCUUGCGGAAAUGUGGAAGGAAUAUGCCAAGGCUGAUUUCCGUUGGGGAUUCUCGGAACCGACAGUCGUGUCGCUGGAAAUUCUCACCGUAUUAGGCGCUGGGCCGCUUUGUUGUUACAUUCUGAAGCAGCUUGUCUCUAAUGACCCUGCGAGGCAUUACUGGAUAGUAGUGUUGAGCACUGCCGAAUUGUAUGGAGGUUGGAUGACUUUUUGCCCGGAAUGGCUUACCGGAAGUCCGAAUCUGAAUACUUCGAAUGCCCUGCACUUAUGGGUUUAUCUUUUCAUGAAUCUGAUCUGGGUCUUGAUACCCAUUUGGCUGAUGGUUGAUUCCUACUCCCAUAUUGCGAAGGCAGUACGCGCUCAAGUUCCGACCAAGACUAAGAAUGCGUAGAAGGGAGCAACUUAGAUAUAAUACCCUGAUUUGUAUUUGAUUGCAACCCAAAACUACUUAUGACAUUGGACAAAAGAAAAGUUGAAAAUGUAACAGAGACGAAAAC